Molecule: messenger RNA, 531 nt
Organism: Lachancea nothofagi CBS 11611
Lineage: Eukaryota; Fungi; Ascomycota; Saccharomycetes; Saccharomycetales; Saccharomycetaceae
Source: the annotation of a GenBank genome assembly
AUGAACCAGCUCUCCCAACUUUCAAACUUGUCACGCUACGCGGAUAACUUGUCCAUAGACCGUAUCAAGGCCGAGAUGCAAACCAUGCACAGCAAACUUGCGACUUUGCGCCCGGUACAAGAAUUUUUUAAUGUGAAAAAGGUGUCGAAGCCUCAGAAUUUCGGAGACCUACAGUCGCGUGUCUCAUACAACCUCAGGCACUUUUCUACAAACUACGCGCUAAUUGUAGGCUUGCUGAGCAUCUACACGCUGCUAACAAACCUCUUGUUACUGUUUGUGCUGGUGUUCGUCUUUUUCGGGCUUUACGGUAUUAACAAGCUGGAGGGCCAGGACUUGAUAACUCCGUUCGGUACUUUCAAAAGCUCUCAGCUCUACACGGGUCUCAUGUGUGUUGCUAUUCCUCUCGGGUUUUUUGCUUCGCCAUUUACCACAUUGAUGUGGCUUAUUGGAGCUUCUGCGGUGUCUGUCCUUGGCCACGCCUCAUUUGUGGAGAAACCUAUCGAAACGGUUUUCGAGGAAGAGACAGUUUAG